AUGCAAAACGAGAUUUACUUGGAGCAUUCGAUUCAUAUAAUGGCCGUAACUGGUCUACUGCUAACCAGUGUCCUCGUGCUCUUGCUUACUUAUUUCAUUCGGUUGUUGUGGCGAUGGACCAAAAUGCCCCCGGGACCUUGGGGUGUUCCACUUAUCGGUUAUAUUCCGUGGAUGGACCCGAUUGCCCCUUGGGAAAACUACACAAGUUUGAGUCGUAAAUACGGUCCUGUGAUGUCUGUGAACCUCUGUGGAACCCUGCAAAUAAUUCUUAAUGACUGCGACGCUGUGUCUGAAGGAUUAUCAAUGAUGGCGUUCAUUGAUCGACCUCAUUUCCUCUUGCUGGAUGUAAUUUCUGCCACAGGAAAAGGACUGGUUGGAAACAGCAAGAUUUGGCACGAGAAUCGCACGUUUGUUAUGAAAAGUUUGAAAUCCUUUGGUGUUGGGCGGGCAAGUCUGGAAACAUUGGUUGCCAACGAGGUUGUUUCGUUGAUUGAUUCCUACAAAGCCAACAAUCUUGGGAAGCCGAUGGCUAUUGACGGACGAUUAGACGUUGCCGUGCUCAAUAUUGUAUGGAAACUUGCCACAAACAAGCAGACGAGUCUGACUGACGAAAAGGCGAUUCGAAUGAUCCAAAAUCGUCGGAAAUUUGGUGAAUACGUCAACCAACUCGGUCCUGCGCAGUUUUUUCCAUCACUAAUCACUUUUGUACCGAAAUUUCGUCGCCUGAUGAAAGCUGCAAAGGAACUUUCGCCAGAGCUUACAGAUGAAUUCAAGAGGGAAAUCGAGGAGCACAAAGCUUUGCAUAAGGGAAAUGUCCCGCACAUGCCGCAAGAUGUAACUGAUGAUUAUAUUUCUGAGCGGAUUAGGCGAGGAGCUAUAAACCCUCAGGAUGCUGAACCCUUUUCAGAUGAACACCUGUCAGCAGUUAUUACUGGCCUGUUUGCUGCUGGGACUGAGACGGUUGCUACAACACUGCGUUAUUCGUUCAUUUUGCUGGCCCAAUAUCGUGAUGUGCAAAACAAAUGCCAAGAGGAAUUGGAUGAAAUUGUUGGGAAAGAUCGGCUACCGUCCUGGGAACACGAUAAACCGAGGCUACCCUAUUUGGAGGCGACGGUGAAAGAAAUUCAGAGAUUCGCCGACGUUAUUCCUUUGGGAGUUCCUCAUUUCGCAUCAGCAGACACGGAAUUCCGAGGAUAUUUAAUCCCGAAGGGGGCUUGGAUUGUUUCGAACCUGAAUGCUGUUCAUCGCGACCCAAAACACUGGACGGAUCCAGAAGCAUUCGAUCCCACGCGAUUUUUGGAAUCAGGGAAAUUAGUGAAGAAACAAAACCCUAGUUUCCUGCCUUUCGGAGCCGGAAAGCGACGAUGCCUCGGAGAGCAGCUAGCAUACAUGGAAGUAUUCAUCUUCAUCUCAUAUCUUCUUGCGAAUUUCAAUAUCGAAUUCCCCAAAGGAUUUGUCCCAAAUAUGAAGGGGAAUCAUGGGGACCCAAUUGCACGUCGACCCGCUCCCUUUGAAAUAAUUCUAACCGAACGCUGACGUCGUAUGUGUAUCACAACUGUUUUUUCUCCAUACAUUCAUUUGCCUCGUAUUUUGUGUAAAGCACUGUCGAUUAAAACCAGUAUUUUUUUCUUGAGCGCAAUAAAGCGGCAUUCUUAUCA
Molecule: messenger RNA, 1658 nt
Organism: Notodromas monacha
Lineage: Eukaryota; Metazoa; Arthropoda; Ostracoda; Podocopida; Cyprididae
Source: the annotation of a GenBank genome assembly